Molecule: messenger RNA, 1161 nt
Organism: Colletotrichum higginsianum IMI 349063
Lineage: Eukaryota; Fungi; Ascomycota; Sordariomycetes; Glomerellales; Glomerellaceae
Product: Short-chain dehydrogenase
Exons: 3
Coding region: 1-1161 (386 amino acids)
Molecular function (GO): oxidoreductase activity, acting on the CH-OH group of donors, NAD or NADP as acceptor
Source: RefSeq, a predicted model, not a curated record
AUGAUCUUAUCACGAGAAGGCUUCACGAUAGACGUGAUUGCGCGAUGGCUUCGAAACUCCGUCCUCAACCCAUACCUGUCGAUCCCCUUUGCCGCCGGUCUGGCCGUGGUCUCGGCCAGGAAGAACGGAGCGGCUGGGCUGUCGGACCUUCAUUUGGACAUGGCCCACCGCGUCGCGUUCCUCGCGGCCCUGGCGAGCUUCGUCCUGUCCACCACCGAGUACCUCAACAAGUGGUCCGCCAACAACUGGACGACGGACGACACCUGGGACUUUGACAAGGAGAUCGUCGUCGUGACGGGCGGCAGCAGCGGCAUCGGCCAGAGCAUCGUCAGGCACAUUCUGUCGAGGAACCCACGCGCCACCGUCGUCGUCGUCGACCUCGCGCCCCUGUCGUGGGAGCCCCCGCGAGGGUCCGACAACGUCCACUACUUCCGGUGCGACCUGACCGACACCAGGGCGCUCAAGGCGCUCUGCGACCGCAUCCGCGCUGAGGUCGGCGAUCCCACCGUCCUCGUCAACAACGCGGGCAUCGCACGGGGAAGCACCGUCAUGGAGGGGUCCUACGCCGACGUCGAGCUGACCGUCAAGACGAACCUCGUCGCGCCGUUCCUGCUGACCAAGGAGUUUCUGCCGCACAUGGUCCGCAACAACCACGGCCACAUCGUCAACGUCGGGUCGAUGAGCUCCGUGGUCCCGCCGGUGAGGAUCGCCGACUACUCGGCCACCAAGGCCGGGCUGACGGCGAUGCACGAGGCGCUCCAACUCGAGUUGAAGUACAUUCACAAAGCGCCCAAGGUCCGACAGACGCUCGGCAUCUUCGGCUUCAUCCGGACGCCGCUCGUGCCCUUCGACCCCGGCCAGCCGCACUUCAUGAUGCCCCUGCUCCACGUCGACUCCGUGGGGGAGGCCAUCGUCAACUCGCUGUACAGCGGCCUCGGGAGGACCAUCUACCUGCCCGGCAUCAUGUCGCCCGUGACAGUCUUGGUGAGCAUGAAUGGCAUCAAUCAUUCCAGGGCCGGCCCGGAGUGGCUGUGGCGGCUUGCGCGGGAGACCACGGCGAGCGCCAAGGACAUUACCUACACGCCGCGGCAGAAGAUCAACGACGCGACGGGUCGGUUGGAGAUGGCUGUUUCCGCAAAGGAGGAGGAGGACUGGGCCUAG